GUGAUUAUGCAACAAAUAGUAAUAAAACAGUUUUGCCAAUGUAACCGUAGAGUGCUUUUAUUGUGACAUUUAUUGUCAAAAUGACACCUAAUCGUCCAGAUGUGUUUUUAAAGAGGUAUGAGCGAAGAAAGAAAUGAUAAAUUACAAGUGCAAAACAGUAGCUUAUCCGUAAAUGAAGAUUUAGACAUAGAACAAAGUAGCGAUAAUGAAACUGCACUUGGCCUUGGUGUUGUUAAACAAAAUUCGUUUUCAGUAGAUUUAAGGAACCAGCAAAGAGAUUUACAUGAAAAUGUCCAUAAAAGUUUUCCUUGUAGCAUUAAUAACAUAAAUACGACGCCAAAAAUACCAUCUCUAUCAAAAUGGGUUGCUUCCAACGUGCAAUCCAUCACUAAAUUUCUUAAGCACAAUCACGGCUCAGGGUCAACAGAAGUCAUAAUUGAUACCGGCUGUAAAAGUAUAAGCACAUCUUCCACCCAGUUUUCAGAAGUACAUUCAGCAGUGCCCGGUGUCAAAGUUACGACAACAUUAAAUGACGAAGCUGAAGCUUCAACUUCGCGAAAAUGUGAAAUGACUGUAUCCAACCAACAAGUGAAUUUUUCUUUCGUUGAACAAACAAAUGCACAAGAUAAUCCAUUCUAUUCACGAAGUCACUGCAGUAGUAUGCAGGCUAUAUGCUUUUAGAACAGACCCUCUUCGAGUCGAUCCACCCCCGUAAACCAGCAAUCUCCUGAAAUGUUCAUAUCAUCUCAAGAGCUGACUAGCACUAUACCUCAUCCUCGUAAAGAUCCAACUGACAAUCAGCCAGUCAAUAUUGUAUUUGGUAAUAUCGAAGCAAUAGUGAAUCAGGCCCUGAAUAUUUCAGACCAAAAGGAACGAGAAGCAACUCAUUCAUCGGUUACACUUGAACCACCCCCUUCUAGGGACGAAUUAUUAGUAAUAGGUCAAGCAAUACCGCCUGAAACGGAUUCCAGACUAGAAGUACUUAUUUCACCCCCUCCCUAUCCCCCUAGAAUUAUACAAGGUCCACCAUCAAUAAGUGGCGCACCACCAUCUUACUCGGCCGUAAUGAGAUUAGGUUCAGAACCUAUAUGGGGUAGGGCUAUUGCAAUUCGACCGUCACCUCCUUUUAUAGCACCCCCUCCACCACCAGCUUAUACGCAAGCCGUUGGGUAUGCACCCCCUGAUAGAUCCUAUGCUUCAAGUGGGUUAGAAGACGCAGAAAGUUAUUCCGAUUGGAUACGUUAUACGUUGGAUCAAAUGGUAUGGGGUUCAGAUCCAAUAACCAUGAUAUGUCCGAGGUGUGCAAAUGUGAUAAUGACGUCAACAUAUGCCCGUCGAUCUGGUCUAUCUCAUCUGUCAGCGGUAGCCAUGUUUUUCUGCGGAUGUUGGCCCUGUUGUCUAUUACCGUAUUGUAUGGACUCCUGUAAGAACACGUAUCAUUACUGUCCGCGAUGUCAGGCAUUCCUGGGUGUCUAUAGACCUUGGAGGCAGACGGAAACGAUGCUACUACACUAACUUAAGUGCGGGGAUGAUAUAAAGUGCCAAUGUCAACGAUUAUUAUGGAUUUAAAUGAAAUAUUUGGUUUAAUAAAGUUUUGAUUGAAA
This is a messenger RNA of Agrilus planipennis (emerald ash borer), 1604 nucleotides long. RefSeq names its product lipopolysaccharide-induced tumor necrosis factor-alpha factor homolog. Gene Ontology annotation, molecular function: zinc ion binding. The transcript has 5 exons. Bases 733 to 1515 code for a protein of 260 amino acids. The record is from RefSeq and is a predicted model, not a curated record. Lineage: Eukaryota; Metazoa; Arthropoda; Insecta; Coleoptera; Buprestidae.